UUUCAUUUCCCGCUUUCUCCCGCUCUCAUAAAAUUAACUCUGCGCCAGGUUUAAAUUUUUCUCUCAUUUUCUCCCAUAUUUUUUCUCGAGAAAAGUGUGGCCAGAAAAUCACAUCGAAAGCGAGAGACACACACCGCAAGUGAUGGCGGAUAACGGCGACUUCGCCGGCACAAUCUGUUCAAUCUGCUACGAAAAUCUCAACCCCAUUACCGAAGACCUUCAAUCAGUCUCCAUCUGCGGCCACGUCUUUCACGAACUUUGUUUGCAGCAAUGGUUCGAAUACUGUGGGACAUCGAAGAAACAUACUUGUCCAGUUUGCAAGCAAGGUUGCAAGGCGAAAGAUGCGUGUCGGCUUUAUUUUCAAUCGAUUGGAGAUGUAAAAGAAGCUGUUUUGACUCAGAAGCAACUCGGUGUCGAAGAAAACGCUGGUGUUUUGAGAAAGGAAGUUAAGAGAUUGGAGGUUAAAGUUUCGGGUAUUAGUUCGGUUUUGGAACGACAAACUAAGGAGUUAGAUGAACUUAAAGAUGAGCUCUGUACUUGCAAGGAGCAGACAAAGAAAGAAACAGCAUUAAAGAAUGAAGCGUUGAAUCAGAAAGCAUCAAUGCAAAUCCAGCUUCAUGUGAAAACAGAGGAGCUUGAGAAGUCAAGUUUGGAGCGUUUUAGAUUGCAAGAGAGAAAUAUGGCUUUGGCUAAAGAGCUCGCAGCAUUAAAGUUAGUGUCUGAUCUGAACCUUGAUGAAGAUGAUGUUUUGAAGCUUGCCACUUUGGGUAAUGGAGCCAACAGUAAAGAAACAGUAGACACACUAAAAAGAUCUCUUGUCCUGAGGAAUAGGAGUUACAAAGAGUUAAUGGCCAAGUGCAAUCUUCUGGGGAGAGGUGAGGCUCGGUAUAAUAAAAAGCUUGAGAAGGCUAAAGAGAAGAUCACUAAACUGAAGGCAAGAGUACAAGAACUGGAGACAACAAUGGAAGUAAAACAGAACGAAUAUUUGAGGCAUCUGAAAAUUGCAAAGAAUAUUGAAAAUAAAAUCAAUUCUAAUUCUGAUGCAUUGACGGCAAACAAAUUUUCUUCCAAAGAGCAAAGCAAACAAAGUUCAACACCCAAGUCUGGAACGGAUCUGAACAAGAAUGACAACAUCAAAUCUUUACAAUCUUUGGAUACAGAGAAAUCCAAAGCUACAAAAAAUAAGGAUGUGAAUAUUAUUAAUAAUGGAAGUAAAACUACCUUGUCUCUUGAUAAAGAGAUUGAUUGUAUCGUUAUCGAUGAAGAUGACUAUGAAGAUCAUGACAAGGUUGAUCUAGGAAAGCCAGAAGCAGCACCUGGAACAAAGACUAAAACAUCAUUGCAAGGAAUAUGUAAUUUGGCCGAGUCUUCAAAAGUUGAUAGUGACAAUGAUAUAGUUGACGUUACUAUUGGGACUAUGGAUGAUGAUGUGACACUACAAGCCAAUGCUAAACAAGUUCAACCUAUGGUUAACAUUAGAAAAGAGUCACCAUUAACAACUUCAAGUUCAGUGGACAUAUGCUUUUCUGGUGGAUUGCUUGGUCCUGAUGGAACUCAAAGAUUCUUGGGUAAAUGGUGCAAGCGUGGACAAAAUGGUGAAUCAACAUCCACAAAUGGUUCAAGUAACGGGAAUUUGAUAUCUGUAGGAGCUGAUGGUAGAGGUGGCAAAGUCAAAGUUCUAAGGACUCCAAGCCAAGCUUUCUCGGAUGGUAAGGAAAAUUCAGCUUUGAAGAGGUUGAAGAUUACACCUAAUAAAGCAAGUGGUUUGCAAUCCCGGGGGUGCCUGCAGAUUGAACACUUUUUUGGGAGGGUCAGUCAGUAAAUUUUUGGUUUUUGUAUUGUCCUUGUGAUGCAAAAAGCAAAGGGAAUGCAUCCAAUCUCAAUAAGGAAAACAAUGGAAGAUUGUAUAUUAUUUUUUUUUGGAAAGUUUUCACCAGUUUGGAUCCAAUUACUUGUUUUGGAACAAGGUGUUGUUUUCAUUGGUGGACAUGUUAUUCAUGGAAUUGUUGUGCUUCUGGGUCUAACUAAAAUAGAUACUAUUCGGUUAUAAGUAUAAACAAAAGUUAAGAUGUAUUUGAUUUAAAAUUUGGAUCAUAUACAUUCUGAAGGUUGUUUAUA
Molecule: messenger RNA, 2118 nt
Organism: Cicer arietinum (chickpea)
Lineage: Eukaryota; Viridiplantae; Streptophyta; Magnoliopsida; Fabales; Fabaceae
Molecular function (GO): zinc ion binding
Source: RefSeq, a predicted model, not a curated record